Molecule: messenger RNA, 1878 nt
Organism: Auanema sp. JU1783
Lineage: Eukaryota; Metazoa; Nematoda; Chromadorea; Rhabditida; Rhabditidae
Source: the annotation of a GenBank genome assembly
AUGGCCUUUCGAACAGAAAUGGGAUUAUAUUUCUCAUACUAUAAAACAAUAGUUAAUGCUGAUAGUUUCUCCAAUGGACUCUAUGAAGUCACAAAUGAUAAUAUGACUGAAUAUGGGCAUACAAUCAAUACAUUGAAGCGAUUCAACUUGUACCCUGAGGUUAUCCUCUCUUUUUUAUUCCGAAAUUUCAAACGAAUCGCAGAGACUUACGAUUGGAAGGUCGAAAAUUGCUGGCAAGUUAAUCGUGGGCCGGAAUUGCCUCCCGUACAAGGAUGUGAAGGAAUCGGAAACUUACAUUACUUCUACAUCGAUAACGUAUUCAUCUUAGCCGGUACCGUUGCUGGAUGUCUUUUCUUACUCGGAGUCAUUGUUAGUGAUUCCAUUUUUGGUGGUCUCAUUAGCGUAGCCGCUUUCUUCUUCAAUCACGGUGAGGCUACUCGUGUGCAAUGGACUCCUCCAUUACGAGAGUCUUUCGGCUUUCCUAUGAUUAUUGCCCAGAUCACUGUGUUAUCCUACAUCCUCAGAAACAACCGAGUGAAUAUCCUUUGGCCGAUCGCUUUGGGUUUCUUCACGGUCGGUUCCAUGUUAUUCUGGCAGUUCUCACAGUUUGCCUUCUUCACACAAAUCGGAUCUCUUUUCAUAGUUUACGUGUUUGACUUCAUCCAGCUCAACACAAUCAAAACCAUUCUUAAAUCUCAUUUGGUUUCCUUCAUCUGUUCCUUCUUCCUUCUGUUCGGUAACGAAAUGCUUCUGACAGCCUUCUAUUUCCCAAGCAUUUUGGCUCUUAUUUUGAUCAUCUGUCUUGAGCCACUUCUCAAUCGACUGACAUUCCGUCCUUUAUAUGUUUUACUUUCUACUUCUAUUUUCGUCGGAACAGCAAUAGGCCUCAAGAUUAUGAUAGCCUCAAGUCUUCAAGUCGAAGAUGAUGCUCAUAUCAUCGAUAUUCUCAGGUCGAAGUUCAGCUCAUUCAGUAAUUUCCACACUCGUCUAUACACAUGCUCAGCUGAAUUCGACUUCAUGAAGAUGGAAACUGUUCAGAAACUGUUCAUGUCAGUUCUAAUUCCUUCAGCCAUAUUAGGAUGUUUUGUUUUCAUUCUCUAUUUCCUGCUGACAGAAUUCAAACAUAUACUGUGGAGAGACAUCAAUAGCAAAGGAAAACCCUAUGCUGAGAUUUUUUAUAACUUGAUUCAAUUAGCUUGUUACUCAGUAAUGGCUCUUCUUAUCAUGAGAUUGAAGCUGUUCUUCACUCCUCAUCUGUGUGUUUUGGGUGCAGUCCUAGCCAAUCAGAAACUCAUACAGAAAUACAUUUUCUCGAAAUUCAGCAGAAUGUAUUCAACAGCUUUUGUCAUUUUGCUCAUCUCUGCCAUGGCAUUUGAAGGACGAACUAACUUGGAGAAACAAUUAGCUAUUCGAGGAGAGUUCAGCAAUCCCGAUCAAGAGCUAUUGUUCAAUUGGAUCAUCAAGAACACGAAAAAAGAUGCCGUCUUUGCGGGAACUAUGCCAGUCAUGGCAAAUGUAAAAUUAUCAACUGGCAGGCCGAUUGUGAAUCAUCCUCAUUAUGAAGAUGUAGGAAUAAGGAAUCGGACGCUCAAUGUUUAUUCAGUUUUUAGUAAAAAGCCUUUAAAGGAAGUGCAUAAUACACUCAAAGAUAUGGGUGUCAACUAUUUUGUUUUUCAAUUGUUCAACUGCGCACCAGACGCGAACAGACCUUAUUGUGCAUACAGAGGAAUGUGGGAUGAACAUGAUCCUCAAAACGUAGCUAGAAAAUCAAACUGUGAUUUAUACCAUCAGGCUGUUCAUUCACGAGAUGAUUCAAUCAUUAAGCCUUUCUCAAUAGCCUACACUCACCGAGGAAAUUACAUUGUGCUGAAGGUUUAG